This is a messenger RNA of Blastomyces dermatitidis ER-3, 1649 nucleotides long. RefSeq lists its product as uncharacterized. NCBI's taxonomy places the organism in Eukaryota, Fungi, Ascomycota, Eurotiomycetes, Onygenales, Ajellomycetaceae. The transcript is spliced from 2 exons. Bases 471 to 1649 code for a protein of 392 amino acids. The record is from RefSeq and is a predicted model, not a curated record. Gene Ontology annotation, biological process: regulation of transcription by RNA polymerase II. Gene Ontology annotation, molecular function: transcription coregulator activity. Gene Ontology annotation, cellular component: mediator complex.
CAACGCUAGUUAAUUGUUGCCUCGCUCCUCACUCCCCCAGACAAGAGGAAGCCGGUGCGUAUGGAGUACUCCGUACAGCAUCACAUCACCGAAUGCGAUCAAUAAUAUUAAAUUAAAUAUUAAAUGAAGAUGCUCAGCCUGCAUUCAACCUACGGCCGAACUGGCUGAAAUAUUAUAACUGAUUCUCCUUGUCCUGUCAGAUGAGAUUGUAACUACCCCCCCCACCAAUAUUCGAUAUUCGUAUAUUAAAUUGAUACUCCUACUCACUUAAUACUUAUUAAUUUGAGUUGAAAUUGCAACUGGCUUCUGCGUGUUUUCUUAUGAUAUGCUCGCUGUAAGUUAUAUGAUAUUCUCAUUUACAAGAAUCUUAUUUUACCGCUAUAUACCACUUUUAAACUGUCUCGCUAUCCGGUCCGGCCGGGAAGCGGUUAAAGACAUUCAUUCUUAUUUUAAGUUAACGGUCGAAAGCCAUGCCGGUCACUGGCCUAUAUUUCAUCCCCGCGAGCCAAAACUCGCCAACCGCAACAGAAACCGUGAUUGAGCGGCUUCGAUCCGCAUACAAUCCAACCCUGUGCGGGCGCUGGGCCCUAGAGCACAAAUUGCUACGAGAUACACCGUCAUGUCUACCACCAAGCGAUUAUGCUCCUUUACCGCCGCUGCAACCGCGCUUCAUGCAGUUUCUUUCCCUUAGUCACCGCCAACCAUACGGUUUCAUAUAUAUAUCUGACCGGCCCAAUCCGGACCCGUGGGACUCAAGAUCUUUGGGUGCAACGCAUGUAGGCCGUGUGCAGCCACAGCCGCAGCCGCAACAGCCGAAACAGCAGCAACAGCAACAACAACAGCAGCAGCAACAGCAGCAACAGCAGCAACAGCAGCAACAGCAGCAGCAACAAGAGCAGCAGCAACAACAGCAGCAACAACAGCAACAGCAACAACAGCAGCAACAACAAGAAAACCCUCCCCUGCACACACCCGACCCACCCUCCGCAGCCGGCAAAACGAUGAUGAUCCUCGAUUAUCCCUCCUACAUAUCCUUCCACGCCAUAACCCUUCGCGCCUGUGAACCCCUCUGGUGCCCGCGCCACACCAUCACCGUACCCAAUGGCAACCACUUCGAAAUCGGCGACUUCCGCAUCCGCAUCGGCGACGUGCGCCAGACCGCCCCGCAAACCCGUAUGCGCGGGACGAUUGUCGAGAUCGAAUAUCGUGGCCCCGCCGGCGCCGGCGAUGUUGCCGCUUCUGCUGCUGCUGCUACUGGUGCCGAUACCCACCCCAUGACCGAGGGCGGUGAGAUAUGGCCGCCGUCUAUCACUGAUGGCAAUAUCGGUCUUGGCGGUGGUCCUGGUGACGAGGACGGUAUCCUAUACCCGCAACUCGAGACAUUAUCGUCCUCGCCCUCGUCCUCAUCGGCGUUGGUAGAGGAUAUCCCGACGGACGAAGAUUGGGAGGUGGGUGAGGUGCUUAUCCGCGAGCUAUGGAGUCGGUUUGCGGUCGAGGGGGCGCGGGAGGUGAUUCGUGUGCCGCACUUGGGCAAAGAGGCGAGAGAGGCGAGGCGGUUGGGGAAAUUGGGGGAUAGAGCGGUGAAUGCGAGGAUUGCCGGGGCGGAUUUGGCGAGGCAGUAUAUGGAGGUUUUCAGGUUUAAUCGGUGA